Molecule: messenger RNA, 1212 nt
Organism: Fundulus heteroclitus (mummichog)
Lineage: Eukaryota; Metazoa; Chordata; Actinopteri; Cyprinodontiformes; Fundulidae
Gene: psmg2
Product: proteasome (prosome, macropain) assembly chaperone 2
Exons: 7
Coding region: 168-959 (263 amino acids)
Biological process (GO): proteasome assembly
Cellular component (GO): nucleus; cytosol
Source: RefSeq, a predicted model, not a curated record
UCAUCAGUCAUCGACAUGUGGGGGCCUAAGAAGAUCCACAACAUUUGCAGGCAUGCAAGUUGUAUCGAAACCUGCUAAGAAAUUAUAGUUUUACCUCAAACCGCUACAUUUAAACCAUUUUUUAACUUACCUGUUUGGUUCUGUGUGUUUUCCGACCAAAGAGCGCCAUGUUUAUCUCUUCACAAAACUCCCCGGCUUCCUUCAAAGGUUUUACCCUCGUCAUGCCUGCAGUGGCCGUGGGUAACGUGGGUCAGCUGGCUGUUGACCUGGUGGUGUCCACUCUCAACAUGAGCAGAGUGGGCUACUUCCACACCGACUGCCUCAUCCCCAUGGCUGGGAACAACCCGUACGCCAGCUGCAAAGAGGACACCGAGGAGCUGCACACUCCCGCAGAAGUUUACACAGCAGCAGAACUGAAGCUGGCCGUUCUUCAGAUCAGAGCACCGAUUCUUCAGACGAGGUCUAAAAGGUUUCGGCAGCAGCUUGUGUCCUGGAUCAAAGCCAGCGGCUUUUCCCGGACGGUGGUUCUGUCCAGCAGCCAUGCCUACCAGAGGGAUGACCAGCAGCUGCAGGGGACCCCUUUGAGGUACCUGAUCACUCCAUCCCUGCUGACGACGAGUGCGGACGCUCUGAAGGAGCUGAGCUGGAGAGAGAUGGAGCGAAUGCCUGCAUUUCCUGGAGUAAAGGACGCGGACGCCGAGCCGAGACUCUGCAUCCCAGGAGGAGGCAUCACCAAAGGGCUUUACACAGACAGCUGUGCCGAGGAUCUCCCGCUGGCGGUGCUGCUGCUCUUCUGCUCAGAAGGCGACAACAUUCCCGACGCGUUCGCCCUCGUCAACCACCUCAACGACUGGCUCCAUCUGCUGGACGGCCAGAGCCAAGAACCAAACAGGAAGUGGAAGGUUCCAUCUUCCUGGAGUCUGCUGUUUGGAAGCGGUAUUCCUCCUGCUCUCUUCUAAUUGUUGACGUUUUGCUGCAAAAUGUAGCUUGUAAUAAAUCUCAUAAAAAUCUGUAAACAUGCAUAAAGCACGAAUUUAAAUAUAUAUAUAUAUAUUUUUUUUCAAGAUCAGUUGAGUCUGGAUGCAAAUUUAACUUUUAUUAACCUGUUGAUAUACCCUUGUGCCAACAUUACAAGAAUUCAGCCCAAACAAAGCACUUCUGUAGUACCGUAUCCUUACAUUUUAAUGUUUUCCAAUAAAACCUUAUGGGACA